Molecule: messenger RNA, 5839 nt
Organism: Tyto alba (common barn owl)
Lineage: Eukaryota; Metazoa; Chordata; Aves; Strigiformes; Tytonidae
Gene: CALCR
Product: calcitonin receptor
Exons: 13
Coding region: 543-1952 (469 amino acids)
Biological process (GO): cell surface receptor signaling pathway; adenylate cyclase-activating G protein-coupled receptor signaling pathway; positive regulation of cytosolic calcium ion concentration
Cellular component (GO): axon; plasma membrane
Molecular function (GO): calcitonin receptor activity; amylin receptor activity
Source: RefSeq, a predicted model, not a curated record
UUCGCGCAGAAAGAAGAAAGCUGUUCUUAGCCGGUUGGUGGUACCUUUCGAGCAAGUUUGUUUGCCUCCUGACUCCAUCUGCUGGGAAGACACCCCACUACCUGCCGCCCGCCCUGCCACGUUUGGGAGGAGUGCAGAAGUGAAUCACCGUGCAUUCGCUCACCCUCCCAGCUUUACCGUGUCUCUCUGGAUAUUUAAAUAUCGGGCAGCUUGGAAGCAGCCACAGCAGUGAAGUCCUGCCCUGCAAUCCUUCAUGCACAGUCACUCGAACGCUCUUCUGCAACGUGUGGGGGGGAGUUGGCUCAGUUGCCUCUGGAUGCUCGUGUAGCAGGAGGCUGCUCUUCUCGGGAGAUCAGAGGCGCCCGGAACAGGGUUUUCCUCGGCCUCUGCUUUUGCUUAAAACGCUUACAUAACUUCUGGAGCAGAAACGGGAAUUUAGAUGACUUUGCCGUCCGGUGAAUGCUGCGGCCACUCCUUGUUCGUCCUCCCGGCUCGGUGGACGAAGGGUCAGCUACAACGUGUCUCUCCAGGAAGACUCCACAAUGAAAACAACAACCCCCAGUUGCUUCUUAUUGAUCAUCCUUCUAACUAGAUUGGUUCCAAGUCAUUCUUCUACUGUAAAUUAUACUGAUCCCACAUUAGAGCCUGUAGUAACUGAAAAUUCAGUCAUACGACAGAAGAUAAUAGAUUCACAGUUCAAAUGUUAUGAGAGGAUGAACAGAGCUCCUCCGUAUAAGAAAAAAGGUCUGUUCUGCAACCGAACGUGGGACGGCUGGUUGUGCUGGGACGACACACCUGCUGGAAGAAUCACUGCUCAGAAUUGUCCCGAUUAUUUUCCAGACUUUGAUCCAACUGAGAGGGCUUCAAAAUACUGUGAUGAAACUGGAAACUGGUUCCGCCACCCUGAGAGUAACCGAACUUGGUCCAACUAUACCCUGUGCAACUCUUUCACCUCUGAAAAACUGAAGAUGGCGUUCAUACUUUAUUAUAUGGCGAUCGUUGGCCAUGCUUUGUCUAUAACAUCCCUGUUGAUUUCCUUGGCAAUUUUCUUCUAUUUCAAGAGCCUCAGCUGUCAAAGGAUAACACUUCAUAAGAAUUUGUUUUUUUCUUACGUGCUGAACUCCAUGUUUACAAUUGCCCACCUCAUUGCUGUUGUGCCUAACCCGGGCCUUGUAAAAAGGGAUCCUGUAAGCUGCAAAGUGCUGCAAUUCUUUCAUCAGUACAUGUUGGGUUGCAACUACUUCUGGAUGCUCUGCGAAGGCAUUUAUCUUCACACAUUGAUUGUGGUGGCAGUGUUUGCUGAAGAGCAGCGUUUGCACUGGUAUUACCUCUUGGGCUGGGGUUUCCCUUUAGUGCCAGCAUCUAUUCACGCUGUUGCAAGAGCCAGAUACUUCAAUGACAAUUGCUGGAUGAGUGUUGACACGCAUUUGCUCUAUAUUGUUCAUGGACCUGUAAUGGCAGCUUUAUUGGUCAAUUUUUUCUUUUUGCUUAACAUUGUCCGAGUUUUGGUGACAAAGCUAAGAGAUACCCACCGUGCUGAGUCCAACAUGUAUAUGAAAGCUGUCAGAGCCACUUUAAUCCUGGUGCCCUUACUAGGAAUUCAGUUUGUUAUUAUUCCCUGGAGACCAGAAAACCGACUUGCUGGAGAAAUAUAUGAUUACAUCAUGCAUAUAUUAAUGCAUUACCAGGGUUUACUUGUGGCAACUAUAUUCUGCUUCUUCAACGGUGAGGUACAAGGAGCUUUGAAGAGGCAAUGGACACAGUACAAAACCCAGUGGGGCCAAAGGCGCAGAGAGCACUGUUCCACGCGAUCUACCUCCUACACUGCAACGUCAAUCACAGAGGUCCCUGUUUACCUGUACCAUCAUGAUUCCAACAAUGAACAGUUAAAUGGGAGAUACCUAGAGGACUCUGAACUUGUUGCAUUAAAAUCUGGAGAGACAUCUGCCUAGCUCAGCACCAGCCAUUGCAAAUACAUAAUUUCACAUUCUGCUUGUGAACAAAGUAGGGAGAAGGGUGGGAGCACGGAUAUCCAAGCCACUGUAGAAGAGGGCAAGACCAGGUGAAAGGAUACGUCAUAUUCAAACCACAUCAGUGUCUGAAAGUGAUGGCAUAGAGGGAGUCUGAUGCAGACCUUGAAAUAGGAAAUUUCCUCCUGUGUGCUGCAUCAGGGAGCAAAUGUGGACCUGCCCACCAGGCUAUGUCAUCUCCACAUCUUCUGCCACCAGCUGUAUGAAGUGACCAUCCAACAGUAGUAAUAGUGCCAGGUAGCCCAUAGCAAAUAGGAAAGAAAGAACCAGUACAUUGCAACUGGAAACUUUCAGCACUUUUUGCUUUCAGUACUUUAACACUAGAUUUUGAACUAUCAGCUUUCACAAGAUAUAACUGGCUUGGAGUCCUUUACUUAUGCCCUUUUAAUGAGCCUGAUGACUUCUUAAAAGAUUUUGCACAUUGCAAGACAAAUCAAACAGACAAACAGAAAAAGAAUCACUCCAAACUAUUCAAAUCUUGAUGAUCCCCAAAGGAUAGCCCAAAAUAUUAUCAACCCAUUAGCAUGUGCAUAAAACAAAUGAAGGUAAAGUAGUCAUUGCAUACCAGGAUCACAACACUCGCUGAGAAACAGACUGUUUCUUUAGGCUGCAUCACACAAGUCUUGAAGGCAUCUCAAAAUAGCUUUUGUUUAACAAUACUGCUAGUUCUAGAAUAUUUAUUUAUAGGAAAAAAUGUCACCCUACUGUUGCCCAGAAACUUAUCAUUACUACACAAUUCUUUCACCCUGAAAUAACUGUGAAAUUUGUUUGGAAAUUAUGAUUUUCUUUAAUAGCCAUUUUGAGAUGAACGCUAGAUGAAUGCUUGCCUCUAUAAUAGAAUUAUGAUCACUGUAGUAAAGGACUCCAGGUAAGAAAUAAGAAACUAAUGUCUUAGCACAGGAAGCAUCUAUUUUUAGAAUCUGCUUGCUGCUCCGAGUCUCUAAUUCUUGAAGGUGAUGAUUUCAUGUGUGAGCCUGUCAUCAGGAAGACAUGAUGAAUGUACAGUUUUGUGAGUAAUAAGCACCUUUUAUCACACAUUCAAAGCAUCAUUAGAGUCUCUAUGUGAUUACUGAGGCAGAAAUCAGGUCAGGGAGAAGCUGAUUUGCAGUUAAAAGUUACAGUACUGUCACAGCAAAAGUUUGGGAUAUCACAAAAGAAAUAAAAUAUAUUAAUUGCCUACAUGAAGCUAAUUCUAAAGAAUCUGCAAGCAGCAAGGCCAGUGCCAAUGAAGUUUUAUAGAGCUGUGACUCCUAUGGAGUUUUAUGCAUAAAAUGUGUAAUUAAUAUAACGUUAUUCCUUCUUGCAUCUCUGAAGAACUGUCCUACAGAUUUCCCACUCCUUUGCCUUUGGCUGAGAUGUGCAUGAGAUGUAUCAAAUGCUAGCAACUUCACAAUACUCAUCACAGUCUUUAACUUCGAAAGAAGCUGAAAAGUUAUCAAUCCCUAUUUGUUUUCCCUGCUAAUACACUUGCAUCUGAUGCUUCCACCACAGCCCAAGCAGGAAGACACGGUCAGAGGAAGGGGCAGCUACAAGUGCCAGUGGUGAUACUUGCUCAUCUCAAAUAUCUAAUUACCAGCUGUGGCCCGGGAGUUGUAAAAAUACUGCCCUAUGUGACAGAUGAGUGGAGAGAGAUAGAAUGGAAUCCUUUAUGCUGCAUGUUGCAUUCAUGUGGGACUUCUGCUGCUGCCGUAAAUCUUCCGCCUUUCCUUCAUUUGCUUGUUGCAAUUCCAUCCGUAGUGAUUUUUCUCCUUAGCACUGUAUAAGGUACUUAAAAUAUCAUAGGGUUAUAACAGUCUUAAAUCCAGAUCUUGUCAGAUGUUAAAGGAGAAGAGAAAAAAUGAAAUAAGGCACUUGAGCUAAACAUCAAUUCUUUUGAGGUAACUUUGGGGGCUACAGACAAGGGGCCCUAAUCUGGCACAUGUGUUGAGAAAAGGCUGCAGGACAGUCUGUAUGCCACAAGGUAAUUAUUCUUGUCCCAGAGUCCCAUAGGAAGAGAUCAUAAAUGAGUCUUGUCAUAAACCUUGAUAAUCUAUUUCAGAUUCUGUUGAAAUAAUCAGGCACAUCCCUGUUGACUUAGAUGAGCAGUGAGCAAUUCUAUUCAGUGUUCAGGUACAAUUUACGCAAUACAUUUCAGCAUAGACCUUGAAAACAGGAGGCAAUUUCGUCUUUGGCAAUUUUAAACCAUUUUUAACUCAGUCAGGCUCAGUUUUUCCUUCACUGACACAACUAAACCCUAGGCUUUACCUUCCAUUUGUAAAUUUUAAAUGGAGGCUCACUGUACAUGUCUACUUAAAUGAGUCACCAUCUCACUGGAUUCCUUCCAGGAAUGAGCUCGUGAGGGAUAGGUGUAAACCUAGCACUACAAGAGGGGACCAAAUUCCCUCUAUCCGUAUGUGAGGCAUUACCUUGCAGGGAAGAGGCUUGCCCUGUUUGUGCCACCAGCACACACACGUACCCACUCUGCACCCUGUUGGGAGGAGUGAGCUGCUGGCGCUGCCACCGCAGAGCAAGAGAGAGGAGCCAGGGAGCAAGAACUAACUGUCUGCUGAUGGUGCAGUUCAUCGCAUGGCUAGUGGAACAUUCACAGGAAAAUACAAUCCCAUGUAUUCAUGCAAGCCACAGACCUAUUUUCCAGAAUUCAAGGAAUAUGAAGGCAGUUAUUUUUUCAGGCAACACUAUUUCAUGUAUUGCUAUUUCUACUUUUACCAGCGAACAAUGGAAAGUGGAGGAAUUAGUUAUUAAAGACGAUAAAGUAUCUCUGCUAUGAAUGCUGUAUUUCUGAAUAGCUUUGAGGCACACCACACUUCCCCAGAGAGCUCCAGAAGGCAUUCCUAGUUUCUAAAGACACAAAUGAGCUGAUUGUAAAAGAAGUGUGUGUAAUACAGACAAUUUAAUAAUGGACAUGUUUGUUUUAAUAAUGUAUAUGUUUACAUGUAAGUACAAGUUGUUUUACAGUCUAUUAUGUUCAUGUGAAUGUUCAAAAUGGAAAUGCUUUGCCAUUAUAGCAGUUGUUUUCUUUCUUCACUAAUGAAAUUUUCUUGCUCUGUUCAGCAGAAUGCUCUGAAAAGCCAAAUUUGAAAUCUGGGGUUUAGGAUCUCAGUUUGAGCUUCGGGUGGUGGAACCACUGUGUGGUUGAGUCUUUCUUUAUUGGCAGCUUUGGUUUCAGUGGAGGGAUGAUGAUUUGCAGCCACUAAAAAUUUAGUCUAACAUACAAACGAAGUUCAUGGUUGGCAUCACCCUUGGGCUUUGCAGGAAAGGCUGUGUUUUAGAGGUGCUUGCUUAGUAAUUUCUAGUCAAAAUAUUUUCCAAUGAAAAAUGCUAUUUUUCUUCAUCUCGUGAUGGUUUGAAAUGUUGUCAUUGCACACAUAAGGUAAAUUUCACUUCUCUGUUUUAUGUAUACAACCAUACACUAGUGACAGUAAUAUUGGGAAUGCUGAUACAAACUCAAUAAUUAUGAUGUCUUGCCAGUAAGGUGUGUCUAAUACAUUUCACAGGAAUGGAAGAAAUGCAUAACGAAUUGAUGUAUCAAAAGGUAGGAAAGGAGCUGACACUUGAAUCUGUGGAUUCAAGGUGUAUUUUAAGAGGAAACUAACCUUACAUUAAUCACCUCUGCAGUAUCUGUUUCCUCUCAUACACUACACCUAACACAUGAAAACCCUGUUUAGUGAACAUUUGCUCUGGCAGAAGGGUUUGUGUGCUUGCUUUGUUUGAACAACUAAACCUAUCAGGAAUAUACUGGCUGCUAUUCUUUGCUAGAUACAGAACCACAGCACAAAUUAAAAGACUUGUUGUGGCAUGGGAUAAUGAAA